AUGUUGCUGGUGCAUUCAAGGGGAAAAUCACUUGCAAAAGAUGUGGAUUUUGAUAAGGUUGCUAGGAGAACACCAGGUCCACCACCACCACCACCACCACCUCCCAGAAGCAAUCAUUCCGAUGAAAUAGAGAAAGUUGAAGUGGAGCCCCCUGUUGCUCGUGUUGAGGAGGAUGACAUCUUUGUAGGAGAAGGAAUUGACUAUUCUGUCCCUAGUAAAGAUAUAAGCCAAAGCCCAUUGUCAGAAGACAUGGAAGAAUCUCCUAAAAGAAAAGAGAGACCUUCCAAUUUCAAUGAGCCAGCUUAUGGCCCUGUUCCACCCUCGGACCCAUCUCAAGACUGGCAACAAACAGAGUAUCAAUAUGUGGAGCCGAUGGGGUACCCCGAACAAUAUGUCCACCAAGAUGGUCAAAUGUAUGAUAUGCAAGGAGGUUUGACCAUAGAAGGGGACCCACAUUUAAUGACACAAGAAGAGAAAGAUAGAGGUUUAGGGUCGGUGUUUAAGCGGGAUGAUACAAGGCUUCAACAAUUAAGUGAUGAUGAAGCUGAUUUAUCCAAAAUGGAUAUGGGUGGUCGAGAAAAGGGUUGGCUUCAUAGGUGGGACUUUGAGACAGAAGAGGAAUGGGCGACAUUAGGAAGCCAUGCCAAAAGCUGCGUUUCAGUUUGGUGUGAAGAUGCAAUUUUUGCUAUUCCUGCUAUCAGAAUGAUUCCCACUUCAGUUCUUUGGGGUUACUUCGCCUACAUGUCAAUCGAUAGUCUUCCUGGAAAUCAAUUUUGGGAACGAUUGUUGCUCUUUUUCAUCCCUACUGGUCGACGUUUCAAAGUGUUGGAGUCGCUUCAUGCGUCAUAUGUGGAAUCGGUUCCAUUCAAAUACAUAACAAUGUUUACAUUCAAAUAUGCAAUUGAUGGUAGACCUGAACCUAACUUGCAAUUGAUGGCAUUUCAUAUGGCUACGAAACACAGUAACCAGAAACUUUCAAGCAUCGUCAUCUGCUCGAACAGAGAUAGUGAGAUAAAGCAGAAGCUAAUUUCACUUAGUCAAGAGUGA
This is a messenger RNA of Lactuca saligna, 1047 nucleotides long. The record is from the annotation of a GenBank genome assembly. Lineage: Eukaryota; Viridiplantae; Streptophyta; Magnoliopsida; Asterales; Asteraceae.